Messenger RNA from Schistocerca gregaria, 1553 nucleotides. RefSeq names its product homeobox protein ceh-60-like. Lineage: Eukaryota; Metazoa; Arthropoda; Insecta; Orthoptera; Acrididae. The coding region runs from base 137 to 1240 and encodes 367 amino acids. The record is from RefSeq and is a predicted model, not a curated record. Gene Ontology annotation, biological process: regulation of DNA-templated transcription. The transcript has 3 exons. Gene Ontology annotation, molecular function: DNA binding.
AUUUCGACCCCAACUACCCUCUAAACAGCAUCUCUGUCAAGGUCAGCUUCAAAUUUUUUGAUUUAGCAAUUCUUAACACAAAACGUGACGUAACUUGUCAAAGACAACGUUACAUAUUUCAUAACUGUCUGAAUAGAUGUCAUGUAAUUCACCUGUACACCCGUGCACCACGGCCUACUACGAUAUAAACAGCCUCGUAGAGGAUCAGUGGAACUAUCUAUCACCUUGCAGUUGGAAUUCGACGACGGCUGCGAGUUCUGCAUCGAAUGGUAGCGCCGACACUGUCUUUUCGCUGGAACCGGUCCCCAUCUCCGGAGAACUAUUCAGAUACACCAACAUCAACGCCGCUGUAAGCCCAGAAUAUGACGGCGGCGCAGGACUAGAUGCAGAUUGCACAGGCCCAGACACACAAAAAUGGGAGGAGAUAAUCGACUCACUAGCAGACAAAAUCAUGACCGACUACGCCUCCUUUAUAAGGGAAGGAGGACAAGGGAGUCAAUACAGCACAUGCGUAGACGCAAGCAUCUCCAAUAUUAGCAAAAGCAUGGUGCAAGGCAUACUGGACCUACCCCCAUCUGCCCUAGCGGUGAAAUACAUAACUGAAUACUCUGAUACUCUGUCAAAAAGCGUGAACGAAGUUGGAGCACUAUUUCGAUUAGCUGAAAAAUUUGAAGCUGAAUAUGUCAAAAAAAUAUAUACAAAAACUGAAAAUUAUGUCAUACCCAUCCCUGAGACUGAUUCGAACUAUCCUCUGUUUCCGGAUACAAUUCCAGAAAAACAGAUGCAGUACGACGUGAUGUAUCAUAAUCAAGAUGAACCUGGUGCGAGCGGGCUAAGAUGCAGUCCGGAGGCGGUUCCAGAAAAAAUAACUUGCAACAAUAAAGGUACAGCUGCCAACAGCAAAGACAGCCACGAUAAAGACGUCAAAACAAACAACGCAUCGACCCAACCUGGACAAAAGAGACACCGAUCGAACCUACCGAGUUAUGCACGCGAAAUCAUGAAGCGCUGGCUAGAAGCCAACAUAGAUUCGCCCUAUCCUUCUGAAAAAGAUAAGCUUGAACUCGUCAAGAAGGCAAAAAUCACCAUGAACCAAUUGAAUAACUGGUUCAUCAAUGCCAGGCGGAGACCUUCGCCCUUGCUCGCGCAAGCACAGAAAAAUUCAAAGGCACACCGUCCGGGGAGACCGAAAAGAAAAAGAGCAAAGGUCCAUGACAUGGACGACAACUUUGUAUUAUAAAAACGCGCGUAUAGUUGCCAGUCUGGCCAGCUGAGGUCCCAGUCGAUGCACAUAUUCUAAUAAACAGCAAGUGCUUGUUUUAAAAAUAACGUUUUCUUUCUCUAAAUAACGAGAAAGCACAGUAUAUGUGACAGAACGUACGCGGACCGAGAAACUCACGACGUGACAGCUUGCAGGUGCCGAUACAGUAAUGAGAAAAGGAGCGUCCCCUGCUGAGCACAGUCGAACUACUCUUGGGAGUGCAAAGACCAAUUAUAGCGUUCUGAAGUCCGGUGUUCGGAGGUGUGGAAUGUACGCUCACAUCGUACGCAAA